Molecule: messenger RNA, 1835 nt
Organism: Scheffersomyces amazonensis
Lineage: Eukaryota; Fungi; Ascomycota; Pichiomycetes; Serinales; Debaryomycetaceae
Exons: 1
Coding region: 47-1759 (570 amino acids)
Biological process (GO): regulation of transcription by RNA polymerase II
Cellular component (GO): Set3 complex
Molecular function (GO): transcription corepressor activity; protein binding
Source: RefSeq, a predicted model, not a curated record
GUAAUACAAAACAAGUCAAGUUUAGCGAAUAUCAGACAAUAUUACCAUGUCGUUGAGUAGUAAUGAGCUCAACUAUCUAGUGUGGAGAUAUCUCCAGGAGUCCGGGUUUGAUUUAGCGGCGUUUGCACUUGAGAAACAUGCUCAUUGUCUGGAAUAUGAACGAGAAGAUAAUGAGACGAUAAUAUCUAAAAUACAACCAGGAUGUUUAGUUAAUUUAGUUCAAAAGGGGAUAUUAUAUUCUGUAGCUGAAGAUGAAGCAAUAGAUCCAUCUUCAUCAUCAUUUAAAAAUAGUUUGAAUUUAUUUGGAGCAUUAUUACGAGAAGAAAUAGAGAAUGGGAAGUCAAAGGAUGAAGGAGAUUUGAAUGGAGAUGAAGAAACGAGUCGAUUCUUAUUAAAAUCAGAAGCCAAAUUAAAUGGGAAUAAACCUGAUGAAAAUAGUAUGGAAAUAGAUUCAGGAGAUAUUGAAUCUACUAAUUCCAAUACUAAUAGUGUAAUUGUAAAUGAAGAAUUUUCUACAAAAGUAUUGAGUUCUAAAAUUAUAUUCGAUGAAAGUUUAGUAUCUCUGUGGCAUCCAAGCACUGAAGUAUUUGCUUAUGGAAAACAAAAUUCAACAGCUAUAAUAAAUGCAAUAAAGGAUGGAUCUAUUGCUGAAUCAGUUAAUUUACUUCAUCCUAAUGUUUUAAAUUCAAAUAAUGAAAUUAAUAUUGUAUCAUGGUCACCUCAAGGAAAUGUAAUUAUAACAGGAGGAACUGAUGGAGAAUUACGAGCAUGGUCACCCGAUGGGAAAUUAAGAAAUAUUGCUCAUUUAUUUAAUGAUGAAAUACCAGAAGAAAGAAAUAAUAAUUCUCCUACUAUAACUGAUUUAAUUUGGAGUCAAACUGGUCAUUUACUUUUAUGUAUAGAUACUCAUGGUCAAGUAAGUCUUUGGGAUGGAAAUACUUUAACAUUAUUAAAACAAAUAAAUCCUCCUCAUAAUUCAGAAAAUUCAGAAUCAGUAAUAGCUGCAUGUUGGUUAAGUAAUGAUAAAUUUGCUAUAUCAACAUCUAAAUUUUCAAUUAAAAUUUAUUCAGUUUAUAUUGAACAACAAUCAGCAGAUGUUCAAACAGUGGGAUUUCUUCAUGGUCAUGAAAAUGUAAUAUCAAUAUUAAAAUUAAAUGAAAUUUCAAAAUUAUUAGCUUCAGCUUCUGAUUAUGAUUAUCAAAUUAAAGUUUGGAGUAGAGGUGCAUCACAAGAAGGUAUUGAUCUUAAUAUUUCUGGUGAUGGAAUAAAAUCUCAUAAUUCUCCUCUUAUAAGUUUAGAAUGGUUAGAAAAUAUUAAUGAUGAAAGUAUUUUAUUAUCAGUAUCAAUAGAUGGAACUUUAAAUAUUUGGAAUGCUAUAACAAGAGAUAAUUUAGUAAGUACUGAAUUAUUUAAAAAUCAUGAUAAUUUUAAAUUAAAUGAAGAAUCUCAUAUACAAAUUAAUGAAGAUUCUUUAGUAUUUGCUUGUGCUUUAUCUCCUAAUCUUAAAUAUUUAGCCAUUGGUGAUGAUUAUGGUAAAGUAACUAUAUGGGAUGUAUCACAAGAUUCAAUUAAACAAUCAAAGAAACAAAAAUUUUUAAAAUGUUUAGGAAUUUUUGAUAUUCAAUUACCCAAUAUUGAACAAGAUUCAACUACAGAACAUAAUACAGGAAUUUGUGAUAUAAAAUGGGAUACAAAUUCUCAUAAUAUUUCUGUAUCUUAUGUUGGAAUUACUAGUGUAAUUCUUGAAUGGUUAUAUUAAGAAUCAUACAUUAUAUUUCUCUACUUUGUAUUAUUAUAACUUUUAUUAAUUCUUAUGUAUCAUUACAAAAUAAACG